CAGCAGGGGCGGGGGCAACAACAGGAGCAGCACCAGGAACACCAGCAACAAGAAAGGAAACAAAUUUGCAAUAUAAAUUUAUGCGAAUUUUUGCGUCGCUGCGGCGCCGACAACGACGUCGACGUCGACGUCCAGGCCGAGCGUAACCCAGGCCAAGCUGCGGGCGUCGACGUCGCACCAAGAGCAGCAAUACCAGCACCAAAAACAGCAGAGAGAGCAACAGCGAAAACACUAGCAGUAGCAGCGGGCGUAAGCAGGAAGAGAACAACAGAAAGAGCUGCCAUCAACGGCAGCGUAGCAGAGGAAAGCGUAGGAGCUGCAGUGGAGGUGGCAGAGGGAGCGGCAGUGGGAGCGGGAGCACCAGGCACCAAGAGGAGAGCCGCAGCAAGAGCAACGCGUACAGUUAUUAUAAUAAUGGCGUUAGUUGUUAGCAUAAUGCAGCAACAACUACAACAACAGGGGCAUCAAGAGCAACAGGAACAACAGCAGCAACAACAGCAGCAACAACAGCAGCAGCAGCAGCAGCCGCUACUCUGGCCAUUCUAUAACGGCCUCUUGUUUGCCGCUGCGGCCACAGCUCCUUACAACAGCUCCUCGGAUGACUUCAGUCUCGGCGGCUCCGUGGAUGGGCUUGGGCCCAUGCCCCCCACCCUGGCCACAUUUCUAUCAGCCCCAUCAUCACUGGGCUCAUCAUCGUCUGCGGCGGAGGUGCCACCGCAAACGGAUGCCACGAAUCACACUUUCAAGAGUUUAGCCUUCCUGGCCGACGACGGCGUCGAGCAGCGCAGCGGCCCCGUGUCCUUUGGCUCAGAUCUCUUUGCGCUCGGAACGGAAACGGAGAUGGACAGAGACAGAGACGGGGACCGGGACCGCGACCGGGACCGCGACCGGGAUACGGACUUGUACUCGGACCUUUCCCAGUCCCUGCCAAUUUUCGACUUUGGCAUGCCGCGCAACAUCACCGGACGCACAGGCCACACCGAGGCCAUAAUUAAAUGCCGCGUGGACAGUCUCCAUGAUAAAUCGGUAUCCUGGAUACGGAAACGUGAUCUGCAUAUCCUCACUGUCGGCACAGCCACCUACACCUCGGACAAGCGUUUCCAGGUAACCGAAUCGAAGGAUGCCAGGGAAUGGACGCUGCAUGUGAAGUCGCCGCAGGCACGGGACAGCGGCAUCUACGAGUGCCAGGUCAACACGGAGCCCAAAAUGUCCAUGGCAUUCCAGCUGAAUAUCAUCGAAAUCUCACCUGACGCCAAGGCCGUUAUCAGUGGGCCACCGGAUCUGCACUUUAAGGCGGGCAGCGCCAUAAUCCUUAAUUGUGUGGUGCAGCAGCCCUCCGUGAAGGACAUCGGACCGAUAUACUGGUAUCGCGGCGAGCACAUGAUCACUCCCUUUGAUGCGGACGAUGGCGAGGCAUCCGCCCCGUCAUCCAACUCCAACUCCAGAGAGGAACAACAACAACAGCGACGGAAUCCCUCAGAGAGGGACUCCUCACCGAACGAUGUGCUCAGCGAGGUGGACCUGCAGCGGGAGUUUGCCACACGCAUCGCCAUGGAGUCACAGCUGGGCGACACCCUCAAGUCCAGGCUGCGCAUCGCCAAUGCCCAGACGACGGACACCGGCAACUACACGUGUCAGCCCACAACGGCCAGCAGCGCCAGUGUCCUGGUCCAUGUGAUUAAUGAUGAGAAUCCCGCAGCGAUGCAGAAGAGCGAGGCAUUUGCGCUGCCCGGACUGGGCCUUCGCCUGGAGCUUUGUUGGAUGUUCCUCUUGGUAUUAGCUCUCAGUCGUUGAAAGCGAAAGUUGUACCCCAGCAGCACCAUGAUCCUCAUCAUCAACGUUGUCUUUAGUCUCAUUAUCAUCAUCAACGUUAACUUUGUUAUUGCCAGCAGGAAACGGGACAAAGAGAGAUAUAUAGAGAGAGAG
Drosophila obscura is the source of this 1926-nucleotide messenger RNA. RefSeq lists its product as uncharacterized. Bases 415 to 1794 code for a protein of 459 amino acids. Lineage: Eukaryota; Metazoa; Arthropoda; Insecta; Diptera; Drosophilidae. The record is from RefSeq and is a predicted model, not a curated record. The transcript has 7 exons. Gene Ontology annotation, biological process: synapse organization. Gene Ontology annotation, cellular component: neuron projection membrane.